Molecule: messenger RNA, 1782 nt
Organism: Nilaparvata lugens (brown planthopper)
Lineage: Eukaryota; Metazoa; Arthropoda; Insecta; Hemiptera; Delphacidae
Product: zinc finger protein 33A
Exons: 4
Coding region: 648-1583 (311 amino acids)
Biological process (GO): regulation of transcription by RNA polymerase II
Molecular function (GO): RNA polymerase II cis-regulatory region sequence-specific DNA binding; DNA-binding transcription factor activity
Source: RefSeq, a predicted model, not a curated record
GGAGUCAGCUGUGUCAAAUAUUAUCAACAGAGUUUGCCGUCUGCUAUGACAUAAAAUAUUACGUCAGUUUCUGUUUAGAUUUUUCAAAAAAAUGGUUGUCGGUUUUGGUUGAUUGCUUUCCUAUUCCUAUCAUUCUCCUUUUGUCUUUCUUCUUCUAUCUUUUGUUUAUGUCCCACCCAUCACCUUCGGCAACCUUCGGCGCAUCUCUCUCACUCACACUCUCUGAACGCUGCUAGACGAUUCUAGCGAAAUCUGAAAUGGCGUUCUGAACAAUGGAUUGUCGAAAUUCUUGACAGUGAUACGGUUUUCAUUCUAUAUUCAUCCUUAUUCAGUUCAUCUUCAUAAAUAUGUGAUUUAAAAAACAAUUCAAGUGAUUUAAUACCAAAGUAGAAGUUGGUAUUUUUUCACUUGUUUUCUCGGAUUACGGUUAAGCAUUGAAGUAAAAAGUUCUCUAACCUCAAUGUUUUUGUUGGUAAAAAGCAGUAUUUUAAUUAUGUUUAAAUUAGAUUCUAAUUAAAAUUAAGUAUUUAAAACCAAAUUUGUCAGAGAGUGUAUUAAAUAGCUUUAUUCUGCAAAUCUUGAAUGCUUCAUUUGUAGUUCUCUAGAUCUUGAAAGUACAUGCCCCCUGUGUGAGUUGAAUCUACACAAUGGAGAAUGUUAAAUUCUCAGGCGAACCGGUGGUUUAUAUAAAAGAAGAACGAACAAACCUCAGUGCUCUUAAUCCUAUUGAUCUGAAUAUACAAGAUGAAGAAGAUGAAAGCAGUGAUAGAUCAGAACAUAAGGUUUAUUGUUCCUUGACUGUCGUCAACCCUGAUGAAAUAACCUAUGACAGUGUUGGGUCUGAUGAAUUCAACUCCGAUUGGGUUUUUGGCCUCCAAAAUUCAGAAUCUAACCUGCAACCAAUCACGAGAACCAGUGACACUGCACAGCUAUCAUUGGAGAAUAGCAGUGAUGCAUGCUUGAUUGGGCCUGGAGAGCUCAGUAACGACAGUCUUUACAGCAAAUUAGAUAAUAGCAGCAGUGAUAACAGUAAUUACACAUUUUUCCCUCUACCAAACGAAUCAGCUCUAGUCAAUUUCAAUGCCGAGGAAGAUUGGAAUAAAAGCGUUCCUGAACAAAUAAAGUUAGUUCCAGCAGCAAAGAAAACAUUCAUCUGCCCAAAGUGCAACAAAGUAUUCGCAUCUAGAUCAAAUCUAGAGCGGCACAGUGCUGUGCACAGCGAUGUCAAGCCGUUCCAGUGCGUCGAAUGCAAGAAGAUGUUCGCGAGACGUGUGCACCUCGAGCGGCACAAGCUGCUGCACACGGACCACAAGCCGUUCGUGUGCGACAUCUGCAAGAAGGGCUUCACGCAGAAGGGCCACCUCGAGAAGCACAAGAUCGUGCACUCGGGCGUCAAGCCGUUCGAAUGCGCCAACUGCAGGAAGAUGUUUGCUCGCAAGGAGUCGCUCAAGCGGCACAGCGAGCUUCGUAUCUGCGAGAACAAGGUUCUCACGCUAGCCUCUGGCUCUGCCCAACCAACCCAAAAAGUGCCUACAGCCCAGGCCAAACAAACCAAAGUUGAUACCGGUGACAACCGUUCUUAGUCCAAUAUUGUGUUCUUCCUCUAAUCAUUUUCACUUCCCUUUCGCAGUGUGUGCCCUCUUCAUGUAGAACUUCUUGAUGAUGAUUAUAUAUUAUUUAUUUAUGUUGCGGAUUUCAGAGGAUUAUGUUUGUGAUUUUCUCACUCUAUCAAGUCAUUAAUUCUAAGUAGAGGUAUAUAGAAAUGUCUUUUUGUACUGAUAA